CCGCGGGGCCAGGGGCUGGCGGGGGCGGCGCACGCACCCCGCGGAGCGCGGCCGCGGGGGCGGGCGGUCCUCUCCCUCCCCCCUGCCGCCGCCUCCGCGUUGCGCGGCGCCCCCGCGGCGGGGGAAGGGGCGUCCCGCCUUCCCCUCCGCCGCCAGGGCAGGACGCCGGGCGCUCCGCCGGGCCCCCGGCCAUGGGGCUGCGCGCCGCCGCGCUCGUCGGCUGCUGCUGCCUGCUGCCCCUCGUCCUCCCCGCCGCCCCAGGCAUGAAUUGUAAAACUGGCUGCCACCCAGUGAAUGGAUUUUGUGAGUUUCCCAGUGAAUGCAGGUGUCAACCUGGCUGGCAGGGCGCUCUGUGCAAUCAGUGCGUGCCCUUCCCUGGCUGCGUGCACGGCGGCUGUGCCAAGCCCUGGCAGUGCCUCUGCGAGGAGGGCUGGAUCGGCAGCCUCUGUGACAUAGAUAUUCACCCAUGUUCUGCAAAGCCCUGCACCAAUAACUCAACCUGCAUAGAGACUGGUGAUGGAGGAUAUAUUUGUUUGUGUACCCAGGGAUUUACAGGAAAAAACUGCCAUCUCAGGAAAGGACCCUGCAUUAUUAAUGGCUCUCCCUGUCAGAACGGAGGAACAUGCGUCGACGACAAUGGUUUUGCACCGCACGCUUCCUGUCUGUGCCCUGCUGGUUUUGCUGGCAAUUUCUGCGAAAUAGAUAUAGAUGACUGUGAAUCCAGCCCGUGUGAAAAUGGAGGAACGUGUACAGAUAUUGGUGUGGGUUUCAGCUGUUUUUGCCCCCAUGGCUAUACAGGAAAACUCUGUAGCAGCCGCGUCAUAUUCUGCGUAAGUGGCCCAUGUGAGAAUGGAGGAACAUGCAGUGAACUUCCCCAGGGAGGAUACGAAUGCAUCUGUAAGCCAGAAUUUGUUGGUGCAACCUGCAAGCAUCCCAGCAAAAACACAAGUCUCUCUGGAGUGAAUACAGAGACAAAUACACAGAAUUACAACCCACCCCCAAAAGCUCAUCACAAAUCAGUGCAUCAAGAACAUCAAGUCCUGAAAAUAACAAUGAAAGAAACAAUCCAAAAUGCAGACGCCUUGCUCAGUAAAAGUCAGGUGAUAUGUUUCAUUGUCCUGGGCUUACUUACAUGUCUUGUUGUCUUGGGUACAACUGGGAUUGUAUUUUUUUCAAAAUGCGAAAUGUGGCUUGCUAAUGCCAAAUAUAGUCAUCUCCUACGCAAGAAAAAGAACUUUCUUCUGAAAUCUAGCAAUGGGGAAAACCUCUCUGUUAAUAUUAUCUUCCCAGAGAAGAUCAAAUUGACUAAUUACACUAAGAACUAUACUGCCAUCUAGGACCUCAAAAGCCUAGCAGCAAUUUGCAAGUUUUCAUAGCAAUAUGUAAAAUAGAUUGAAUUUAUUACCUGUGACUGGCUUCAGUAUUCGUGGGUACAAUUGCUGUAACUUGUGCUGAGUUGUAAAAAAGAAAUACAAUAUGUCUGUAUUGCUACGUGAUUUUUUUCAUUCCCCAUAAUAAAAGUUAAAAAAAAAGAAUUGAAGAGCAGGGAAUGGUAAUUUGAUUUAUUUUUAAGGCAGCUAUUUAAAAGGUAAUUUACUACUGAAACUGUCUUUCAGCUUUCUUGUCUUGUGCAUAGUUUGUUUGGCAAACAUGGUACUUGUAAAUUACUCACUGAUGCUUAUUUUUGAAUAAAUAGCAAGUUAAGGGCUA
Molecule: messenger RNA, 1710 nt
Organism: Dromaius novaehollandiae (emu)
Lineage: Eukaryota; Metazoa; Chordata; Aves; Casuariiformes; Dromaiidae
Gene: DLK1
Product: delta like non-canonical Notch ligand 1
Exons: 5
Coding region: 192-1337 (381 amino acids)
Biological process (GO): negative regulation of Notch signaling pathway
Cellular component (GO): membrane
Molecular function (GO): calcium ion binding
Source: RefSeq, a predicted model, not a curated record